Scomber scombrus (Atlantic mackerel) is the source of this 3297-nucleotide messenger RNA. It is a transcript of the gene sdha, whose product is annotated as succinate dehydrogenase complex, subunit A, flavoprotein (Fp). Bases 14 to 2002 code for a protein of 662 amino acids. The record is from RefSeq and is a predicted model, not a curated record. The transcript has 15 exons. Lineage: Eukaryota; Metazoa; Chordata; Actinopteri; Scombriformes; Scombridae. Gene Ontology annotation, molecular function: succinate dehydrogenase (quinone) activity; electron transfer activity; flavin adenine dinucleotide binding. Gene Ontology annotation, biological process: mitochondrial electron transport, succinate to ubiquinone; tricarboxylic acid cycle.
UUCAUCUGACAACAUGGCGAGUGUUCAGGCUGCCUCCCGACUCCUCUCCAAAAGGAUAUUGACCAGUACGAAAGCAGUCCCUGCUGCUGCAGUCCAGGGUUCGAGGAACUUUCACUUCUCCAUCUAUGGCAAGAAGAAUGCCAAAGUAUCAGAUGAUAUCUCUACUCAGUACCCAGUAGUGGAUCAUGAGUUUGAUGCUGUGGUGGUCGGAGCUGGAGGAGCUGGACUCAGGGCAGCUUUUGGCCUGUCAGAGGCCGGCUUCAACACUGCCUGUGUCACUAAGCUAUUCCCCACCAGGUCUCACACUGUCGCUGCACAGGGUGGGAUCAAUGCAGCUCUGGGGAACAUGGAGGACGACGACUGGAGGUGGCAUUUCUAUGACACAGUGAAGGGAUCUGAUUGGUUGGGAGACCAGGAUGCUAUCCACUACAUGACAGAACAGGCUCCCGCAGCUGUAGUGGAGCUGGAGAACUUCGGCAUGCCAUUCAGCCGCACUGAGGAUGGGAAGAUUUACCAGAGGGCCUUUGGAGGUCAGAGUCUUAAGUAUGGAAAAGGAGGCCAGGCUCACCGCUGUUGCUGUGUAGCAGACAGGACUGGACACUCACUACUACAUACACUUUAUGGACGGUCACUGCGUUAUGACACCAGUUACUUUGUGGAGUACUUUGCCCUGGAUCUGCUCAUGGAAGAUGGCGAGUGUAAAGGAGUGAUUGCUCUCUGCAUGGAGGACGGAUCUAUUCACCGCUUCAGAGCCCAGAACACUGUCAUUGCCACUGGGGGUUACGGACGAGCCUACUUCAGUUGCACGUCUGCUCACACUAGUACCGGAGACGGAAAUGCAAUGGUGACCAGAGCUGGCCUGCCCUGCCAGGAUUUGGAGUUUGUACAGUUCCAUCCCACUGGGAUCUACGGAGCUGGCUGCCUGAUCACAGAGGGUUGCCGUGGUGAGGGAGGGAUCCUGAUCAACAGUGAGGGAGAGCGAUUCAUGGAGCGCUACGCACCCAAUGCUAAGGACUUGGCCUCCAGAGACGUGGUGUCCCGCUCCAUGACCAUAGAAAUCAGAGAGGGCAGGGGUGUUGGUCCAGACAAGGACCACGUGUACCUGCAGCUCCACCACCUCCCACCUCAGCAGCUGGCCACAAGGCUGCCCGGUAUCUCAGAGACAGCCAUGAUCUUUGCUGGUGUCGACGUCACUAAAGAGCCCAUCCCUGUCCUGCCCACCGUCCACUACAACAUGGGUGGAGUACCCACAAACUUCAAGGGGCAGGUGAUCACUCGCACUGAUGGAAAGGACAAGGUGGUUCCUGGUCUGUACGCCUGUGGUGAGGCGGCCAGUGCCAGCGUUCACGGCGCUAACCGGCUUGGCGCCAACUCUCUGCUGGACCUGGUUGUCUUCGGCAGAGCUUGCGCCCUCACCAUCGCCGAGGAGCACAAACCUGGAGAGAAACUGUCCCCUCUGAAGUCCAGUGCAGGAGAGGAGUCUGUGGCCAACCUGGAUAAGCUGAGGUUUGCCAACGGAAGCCUGCGAACCUCUGAGAUCAGGCUUAACAUGCAGAAGAACAUGCAGUCCCACGCUGCAGUGUUCCGUACUGGCCCAGUUCUGAAGGAGGGAUGCGAGAAGAUGGAUGAAAUUUACCAGACAUUGAAUGACAUCAAGACCUUCGACAGAGGCAUUGUGUGGAACACAGACCUGGUGGAAACAUUGGAGCUGCAGAAUCUGAUGCUGAACGCCGUCCAGACCAUCAACUCAGCUGAGCAGAGAAAGGAGAGCAGGGGAGCUCACGCCAGAGAGGACUUCAAGGACCGUAUUGAUGAGUACGACUACUCCAAGCCCACUCCGGGUCAGGAGAAGAAGCCCUUCGAACAGCACUGGAGGAAGCACACUUUGUCCUACGUUGACCCCAAGACUGGAAAGGUGACUUUGGAGUACCGUCCUGUUAUCGACACCUCUCUGGAUGAGCAGGACUGCGCCCACGUCCCUCCUGCCAUCCGCUCCUACUAAGAAGACCCUUUCCUUCUCCUCCUUUCUUCUCCCCUCCUCUUCCACACCUACCCUGCCCAUUAGUAAAUGCUCCUGUAUUAGAGCUGACAUUUUCGGGCAAAUUAUGCUGUUGGUCGCACAUUUGUAAUCAUUUUAGCAUAGUUUAAAUACACAACUGUCUUCAACCUCAAACCCUUUGUGUCAUCUUCCUGUUGCUCUCCUUCAUGUGUGUUUUGCCUUGAUUUAAAUCUGUUUCGCAGCAGAUGAUUCUUGAGUUCUUGAGUUGAUUUUUGUAUAUUUAUCAUAAGUCACUCAAGAUGCAUGGGUGACUGAGGAAUUUGAAGUAUCAAAACUGAAGAUGGAAGGGAGAAAAAAAGGAAUAUCCUCCAGUAACAUAUGUUGCACCACUUGAGCUUAGCUUUUUCGUGAUGAGACCGUGCUCUCAUUUACUAGUUUUGCAUUGCUUUGAAUGCGUCUUUAACUUCCCUCCUUUGGCUUUCUGAAGGGAAGAGAUUGUAAUGAUGAAAUGCACACGUCACUAACAAGCCAAGGAGGGAAGUUUUCGUAAUGUAAAUAUUGCAUAAAUGUACAAUAAACAUGGUUAAUUAUACUGUAUGUACUUGUUAAAGUAUAACGUAGUUUUUUGUUUUUUUUCUUACUCACUAUGGCCUUGGAUAGUAUAUACUACUUGUGAUUUGUGUGGUCCAAAGCUAUUAUAAAGACUUCAUUAAGCUUAAGCUCUAUACUUCACUCUGUAAUUCUUAACAAAAUGAUGCAGCUUGAAAUCUAUUCAGCCAUGUAAAGCUGCUUCAGUGCUUGAAACAAUGGCUUCUUCAUAAAAAUCUAGGUGUUGCUGUCGCUUUAACUGAACACUGGGAUGAAUUCCAGCAAGGGUCAGUGAAGCACUCAAAGCUGUUUGAUUUAUUGGGGCUUUUUUAGGUUGCUGAUAAAAGUCUUUUCCAGAAACGAUGAAUUAUUCUAAGCACCAACAUCAGUGCUGCGCUCUAAGUGCUUCAAGAGCAGCUGCGAUACGAGUGGUUUCCAUUAAAACAAAGCUGCGUGUGAUGUGGAAUUGACGGAGAAAUGGCCACAGGCUGGAGUUCACCACGUGUUUGGCAACUCCGGAAAUGACAAUGGAUGACUAACAAAAUGCUUAGGCCCACUGGGUGUUGUCAUCUGAAGUAUUUCACAUAUUCAAAUGCCAUGCUUCUUGUACUGUAUCAAUCAAAGGGUUAAUUUAUUUGCCUGAGACGGUUCACUUUUGGUUUUGCCAUUUGUACUUUCAUAUGUUUAAUAAAUUGUAGACUAUGCAUAUA